Anarrhichthys ocellatus (wolf-eel) is the source of this 1845-nucleotide messenger RNA. RefSeq names its product tissue factor pathway inhibitor-like. Gene Ontology annotation, molecular function: serine-type endopeptidase inhibitor activity. Lineage: Eukaryota; Metazoa; Chordata; Actinopteri; Perciformes; Anarhichadidae. The transcript is spliced from 7 exons. Gene Ontology annotation, cellular component: extracellular region. Gene Ontology annotation, biological process: negative regulation of peptidase activity. The record is from RefSeq and is a predicted model, not a curated record. The coding region runs from base 109 to 963 and encodes 284 amino acids.
UCAGACGGAAGGACGCGCCCACACGCACACGCGCACGCUCACAACUUCAGCGCUACAACUUGAUGAAGUGUUCCUCUUAACUUUACAUUCAGCGCCGACCAGCCCCACAUGAACAAUAGCAUGACUCUGUCCAACAAGUGGUGGAUUUUGUGCGCCGUUUCGCUCUCCUUUGUCGCCCGCUUUGGGUCUUGCAGAAGACACAUAGAAGAUGGAGCUCAACCCGAGCUCUUCAUCUUCAAUGAGCUGUGCGCCCUGAAGGACGAGCCAGGGCCUUGCAAGGCCAUUAAGGACCGACUCUUCUUCAACGUCGACACGGGCCGCUGCGAGAGGUUUGAAUAUGGAGGCUGCGGGGGAAACGCCAAUAAUUUCGAGACCUUGGAGGCAUGUGAGGAAAUGUGCGUCGUCUCAGAUGACAAGAACCCGUGUCACCUAGCUGAAGCUCCUGGUCCCUGUCGAGGGCUGGUGACACGCUACUUUUUUGACAGCCAAAGUCAGCAUUGCAAACAUUUCUUUUACGGCGGCUGCUUCGGCAAUGCCAACAAUUUCAGGAGCAUGUCUGAGUGCCAGGUGAAAUGUCAGAACCCAGCAAAGCCCACCGAGGCACCAGAACUGCACACACUGUCUGCCAGAAAAUCCGGUGUUGUGCAGCCAACCAUGUUAACUGGGGAAUUGAUUGAACCUCAGGUGCAAGCAAAUGACACUAAUCAAGAGCCAAAAGCCUUGAACCCCUCCGAGCUGUGCUCCAGUCCCGUGGACAGCGGGACGUGUCAAGGUGCAGAGAAGAGGUUUGCAUUCAACCCCAAGACCAAGAGAUGCCAGAUGUUUCACUACAGCGGCUGCGGGGGAAACGAGAACAACUUUACACAGCGGAAAGACUGCAUCAGCAAGUGCAAGCCUCAUGGGAAGAGGAUGAUCCGAAUAAGGAAGAAAAACAUAAACAACAUUGCCAACCGCUCGGUCUGAACACUCGGCUCUGCAUCACAUCCUGCACUACUGUGGAGCCACCUUUAUUUAUGUCCAUAUGUUAUGUUCAGCUACACUCAUAUCUAUUGUUUUGUAGUGCUGCGGUACUUGUAUACAUGGGACUUAGUGUACGUGAUUUACCUUUGUAGUGACUGGAUGCAAUUAUCAUCCUUAUCCACAUUAUUAUCCAAUAUCACAUUGACAAAAAAACACAUUUGUUUUGCUGAUCGUAGCAGCUCUCCACACCGACGCUCUCUGUGUCGAUGCUUAUGUAUAAACAAUAUAUUAUGCUUUUUUUUUUUUUUUUAUUUUAUUUUAUUUUUUUACAGUUUCAGGGCUCUGUUAUUAUCACACUGAUAUAAACAUUUCACUGUAACUUUUAUGGGGAAACAUUAAAGCAAUAUUUUUUUUCAGUAACAAAAUGAAUGCUUCCAGUGCUAUACAGUAACUGAUGCUUCUCCACAAGAGUUUUGGUAGAGCUCCACUUGUGUCAAUCAAUGUGAACAACAGCAUUAGCUUGGUGGCAAUCCUGAUCGACCACAACAGUACACAGAAUGAUCAAGAUGACCAUGUCACAGCUAUAAAUCAAUGUGAACAAGGUAAUGACUGUUUUUCUUUUGUCGGAUUAAACAUGAACACCUUUUGUUUUUUAUUAUUUUUAAUCAAUUGUAUGCAGUUCAGUAAAUCACUGUUGCAGUCCUGCUGGCGUUGUUGGUAAGGAGAACCAGGGAGGGGCAGUGUUGUGUAAAGUACGUUUUCAAAGAGGUCGUCAGCACUCUGUUGGCUGCAUAGUAUUCUCUUUACUGUAUCUUUUUAUAACCAUGGUUGUAAAGAAUUGGACUGUACGAGUUUGUAUAAUAAACUUUGAUGAUUUUCUCUUUC